Scophthalmus maximus (turbot) is the source of this 4924-nucleotide messenger RNA. RefSeq names its product solute carrier family 35 member E1 (gene slc35e1). The transcript has 6 exons. Bases 97 to 1233 code for a protein of 378 amino acids. The record is from RefSeq and is a predicted model, not a curated record. Gene Ontology annotation, cellular component: Golgi apparatus. NCBI's taxonomy places the organism in Eukaryota, Metazoa, Chordata, Actinopteri, Pleuronectiformes, Scophthalmidae. Gene Ontology annotation, molecular function: antiporter activity.
AUAUUGACGGUGACUUGGGCAGAGGGGCCGCCUUCCUUCCCCCCCGGUGCAGACAGACACACGCACCGCCGGUGACUCGUCAGUCGGCGCUGGAAGAUGGCUGCGGUGGAGCCGGUCCCGGUGAGGGAAGGGAUCCGGAUAGCGUCGCUGUGCGUGUGCUGGUACACCGUCAGCUCGGGGGGCAACAUCGUCAACAAAAUCAUCCUGAACGGAUUCCCGUACCCGGUCACCGUGUCUCUGUUCCACAUCAUCUCCAUCGUCGUGUUCCUGCCGCCGCUCUUGCGGGCGUGGGGAGUCCCCAAAACAGAACUGCCGAGCAGGUACUACCGCUGGUACAUCUUGCCUCUGGCGUUCGGCAAAUACUUCGCGUCCGUGUCGGCUCACUUCAGCAUAUGGAAAGUACCGGUUUCCUACGCGCACACGGUCAAAGCCACGAUGCCAAUAUGGGUCGUGCUGUUAUCAAGAAUCAUCAUGAGAGAGAAACAAACCACAAGGGUUUAUGUAUCGCUCAUCCCCAUCAUCGGUGGAGUGCUGCUGGCCACAGCGACUGAGCUGUCCUUUGAUGUUUCAGGAUUAAUCAGCGCUCUGGCUGCCACGCUCUGCUUCUCUUUGCAGAACAUCUUCUCCAAAAAGGUGUUGCGUGACACACGGAUCCACCACCUGAGGCUCCUCAACAUCCUGGGCUUUAAUGCUGUGUUCUUCAUGCUGCCCACCUGGGUCCUGGUGGAUCUCUCCGUGUUUCUUGUAAACGGAGACCUGUCGGAAGUCUCUGAGUGGUCCGGCACCUUUGUCUUGCUGCUCAUCAGCGGCUUCUGCAACUUCGCGCAGAACGUAAUCGCCUUCAGCGUGCUCAACCUCGUCAGCCCGCUCAGCUACGCCGUUGCCAACGCCACCAAGAGGAUCAUGGUCAUCAGCAUCUCACUGCUGAUGCUGCGCAACCCAGUCUCCCUCACCAACGUCAUGGGCAUGAUGACGGCAAUAGUCGGGGUCUUCCUCUACAACAAGGCCAAGUACGACGCGAACAAGCAGAAGAAGCUGCUGCCGAGCUCCAAGCAGGACCUGAUGUCCUUCGACAACCCGGCGCUGGAGAAGAUCCAGGCCAACGGGUCAGUGCCUUUCUCCCACGGCUCCGAGCAGCAGCACAGCCGGAACAACGUGCUCACCGACCACUUUCAGUACAGCCGGCAGGCCUACACGGCAAACCACAGCAGCAACCACCAGUACGUGGUCUGACAGAGGAUACCGCCCUCGCUCCGGGUCGCUGUCAUCGACAUUACUGUGUAUAGCCACCCCCUCCCCCCCUUCUUCCCCCGCAGCAGCGGGUCUUCUCCGCCCCGCUUCACACUCGAAUCUGAAGGCACGUGCUGUUUGUCCUGAUAGGCAGAUGAUGAGUCCGUUCUGACGGCCAGGUUACCUGACGUCUCCAAUGCUCCUCCCGCUCGAAACUUCACUGUCUGACAGCUGUUGCUUUACGGCAUUGCCUACUCAUUAGCACUGGCUGUAUGGGAUCGUCUGAGAGAAAACUCAUGUCAGACAUUCUGAUGAGGGAUCAAGCCACGUUAUCCAGUCCGUAAAAUAUGAGCGCAAGUUUAUCAAUGAUUUUAACACCUCACUGCUUGGAAAAAUGUUUGAGUUUUGUUUUCACAACCAGCCGUACAGAUUUAUUUUUGGUCCAUACUUUUGAUUUUUGGGCAUUUUAUGUUCAGGAUUGUCCUUUUUCCUCAUGAGGCAUUUGUCACGAUGUGAGGAGAAACUGAUUGUCCUAAAUCUUCAGAGGCAGAUGGGAUUUGUUAGUAGACUUUGUAGGCAACGGUCGCCUAUACAAAAUGAAUUUGAAAACCGAGACAAGAUGGUUUCUGUCAGAACAGUCGGCGACCACCCGCAGAUUUGUCCCUGAUGUUGACGAAGAAGUUGACAUUUGAAGUCGAGGAGUAUCAAUGUAAAAAGUUAGUUUUAAAAUUUGAUUUAUCAAAAAAAAUCGUCCUUGCUAACACAGCUGCAAACUGUAGGAUUCUCGUGUUUCAUCUUCCUUAGGGAGACUGGCCAUGUAAAAUGCAAUAGAAAUAACAAUUUCACUGUCAAACAUUGAUUUAAAUUUUUUAGUAUUUAUAGAUCUGCAGAGCUUUUCAGGCAGUGAGAUUUUUUUUCUUUCUCCUGUCAGGUGAUUGUUUUCAGCCUGAACCAAAGCUGCUCCAUCAUGUUAAUGUUUUUCAAACCGAAAUAAGUAAACAUCAUGAAACAACUAAAUGUUUUUCUGCAGCUUGUGACUCAAGUGACUCACAGUCUCACUGUCUCAAGCAUUUACGUGUCGGACGGUCACUGGGCUGACUUUGGUUUGAAAUGAGACAUGCAUGAAAUCAGAGUUUUGGUUUGUGCAAUUAAAGAUUCAGCUAUAAUUUCAGGUGGACCUGAGGCUUGAUCAUCAUUAUAGAUUACAGUGUUGAUAUUGAUAAGGAGAAUCAAUUGUUUUUCCUCUCAGCAUGAUGUUAUUUCUGAUGCACAUUGAGCAUCGUGCUGCAGCAAUAGAACGUUUUUUUUAAAUAUUUUUUUGUUAUUUGACUUUCUCUGCAUUUGAAAUCAAUGUUAUAUAUUUUUGGGGGAUAUUUUUAAGUGCCAUUUGUAGCCUGUGAGCUUUAUUUUUUGGUUUUUUGUUUCAGCUUUAGCUCAUAAUGCAGUUAUAGUCUUGUAGUGAUAUGAUUUGUGUUUGCCUUUCUCCACUCAUUUUAAAACACUGUCACAGUAUUUAGGCCCAAAACGAUCCUGGACAUUUUCCUAAACUUUUCCAGAGGGGCUGUUUGUGAGAACACAAAUGCCCGAAAAAAUCUUGCUCUGGACAUUUUCUGGAACUUUUCCUGUCCCGACUGAGCCCAUGUGAUAAUACAACAGGAAAGUCUCUGAACAAGUGGAGCGUGUUGAUGACUGGAAAAAAAACAAAAAACACUGCUUUCCGCAGGGAUUUACUAUCAUGUCCUGCCUCUCCUGCACGCUCUACCCAGACUCAACAGAAUGUUCGGGAAAUGUUGGCGUGAACGUGUCCGACUCGGACAAUCGCCUGCUGCGAUCAUCACAUGUAAAAGGACAUUUCCCGGGCAUUUUCUUGAGUUGAUGUCUAAUAACAGCCUGGGAUUUGUUGCACUCUGGGCUUCCCAGAGACGAAACACAAUUUGUCUCUAGGAAAGUUGUUUGUUUCUUGUACAAGUUAAACUGUAACUGCAGACAUAGUUUAUUAGGCUCUUUGGAAAUCAAAGCUGGUUUGUUGGUUGUUGUUUUUUAGCAAGAAAGGAAAAUCGCCAGGUCCUGUUUUUAAAAAUGUGUCAAGUUGGCUGUUUGACACUGGCCAACCAGACAAGUGCAAACACCUGAAUGGUUUAAUGCAGUGAGUUUUCACGGCCCUGACAUAAUGAAAGAACUACUGCUUCACUCAAAUAUCCAUUCUGUGUUCAGACUGUGGCUGUUUUCGUCAACAGUUGUGCUCUAUGAGGCAUUUGCACUGCGUUAAAUAGCAACGUAUGGGCAAAAAUAUUCUUUUAUAAUAUAUAACACAACAAAAAACAGCUGACAGAUUUACAGAGUGAAGCGUUUAGUAGCUAAACAGUUGGCGAGGACAGAAGCAGUUAAGAGAGGAACAGAUUGUCUCUAUUCAUUAUUUAACUUCCUCGUCUCUAAAACUGUCAUGACAGUAAAGAAAAAAUCACUGCUCUAUGAGUUGCUGCCCUGAUAUAUAUUACAAAAUUCUUAGCACCAGUCGUCAGUCAUGCAGAUGCACACGUGACUUGAAAGUUGGACGAUAUGUAAAACUGCUCUGUUCUUUUUAUUUUUCACAGCUGGUUCCUUGGAGACUUUAAAAAAAACGAUGUCACAUGUGAGAAACCAGUUUUGAAGAUUUUGUCCCUUCAAAUGAUUUGUAAUACUUUUAGAAAUAAACUGAAGUUAAAUUCAAAUUCAAAUUGUGACUAGCAUAGUACUUAAUCUGCAUAUCAGACCAGGUGAAAUGUGACACAUUGUCCACAACACAUGCUCUGAAACUCUGAACGUGUACGGGAAAUGUGAGGUAGCUAUGGGGUCAUUCAGCAAAACCGUACAGACGUGCAUCACUGAAGCGUGUGACGAGACGUCCAAUUUGCAGUCGUACGUUGACUGAAUAACAUCCAGUCAAACUCAAACCAUCGUUUCAUGUUGUAGGAAUGUAAUGUUCAAGUGUAAUCUGCGUCUCACGAGUUUGCACUCAUUUCCCGAAAUGUUGCAAUGGAGUCCGGGGGCUUGAACGAGGCACUAGAGCCGAGUGGCGAGUGGAACUUAAGUCCUAAUCAGCGUUUGGAUGCAGCGGGAGAGAGGAACAAAUAGUUGAAGCUUUUGUGGUUAAUCAACUGCUGCAGCUCACGUUCUAGACUCUUUAAGAGUUUCUUCAUUUGUUUUUCUUCAUUUGUUCAAAAGAGAGGAGUGUGAACUGUCAGAUGCCGAUGCACCACACAGCAUGACGGCCUUGUGUACAGGUCGACCAGAUGUCAUUUAUUUUCAUAAUUUAUGAAUUUCAAUGUGUGAGACGUGUUCUGGUUUAUAAAUUUCCCUUCCGAUUGUGUUCUUCACGGUCACGCUGUCCGUUUCUGUACAGUGAGCCGACUCCGCGGCUCUUCGCUGUAAAGCUUUUCACUGGGGUGUAAAUGUUGACGAGCGGAGACGGAGGAAGAGGCUUUGUAAAAAAAAAAAAACCAACUUGUAUAAUUAUUGUUUCUGUGUUUCUUCAAUGGGGCUCGAAACAAACAUUUUUACUUAACCAAUGUUUAUAGAUUUUUAUUUAUGGUGUCCAGGUAUGAACAUGUUGUACAGAAAGUGCAACUCAGCACAGUCUCGUCUGCUUAUGUUUAGUAAAUGCUAUUUUUAAAUGUUGGGGGUGGGGGGAAUAAAUGCAUCAUGGAAUACUAAA